CAACACCCAUUGCACUUGGUCUAAUGUUCGCGCGACGACGAAAAAUUGCUAGAAAUGUGUAUGUCAAUUGUAUAAUGUAGAUGCAAUUUUGACUGAUGGAAUAUUUCAUUACUACCUCAACUUCUACAAAAUAGAUACAUACAGAAUCCAGGUAUCACCAUCAAUUCCAUGCAACAUUCCACACAAUGCAACCAUUCAGAAACUCAAAACCAACAACACUUUUCAACAACCUUCUCAGAUUCAAACUCACACUACUCAAUUCUCUCAAUCCAUUGAAUCUGCAUCUUCACAAUCACCUCACCAAAUCCCAUUGCACAUGUGUCCCUCCUCCUCCUCCUCCUCCUCCUGAUUCUGAUUCCACAGACCCAACAACCAUCGAUGCAGGCUCUUCUAACCGCAAACCGAUCAGUUUGUGGCCUGGGAUGUACCAUUCCCCUGCCACUCACGCUCUCUGGGAAGCCAGAUCCACCAUUUUCGAAAAACCCCUUCAUGCUAAUGGUUCCUCUUCACAGAUUCAAGCCGUUCCCAAAGCUCCUUCUCGAAGCAGGACUAGUGUUUUCUACAAUUUCUCUUCUGACUACAUUCUUCGUGAGCAGUAUAGGAAUCCUUGGAACCAUAUUAGGAUGGGAAAGCUCGUUGAGGAUUUUGAUGCUCUAGCUGGAACCAUUGCAUUCAAGCACUGCUGUUAUGAAGAUGGCACAACAAGGCCCCUUCUAUUGGUCACUGCUGCAGUGGACAAGAUGGUUCUUAAGAAAUCAAUCCAUAUUGAUGCUGAUUACACUAUUGUUGGUGCUGUCACCUGGGUUGGGCGGUCAUCCAUGGAGAUUCAGCUGGAAAUGACCCAGACAGCACAAGAGAAUCCAAAUAUCUCAAACACACCAGCAGUUGUAGCUAACUUCACAUUUGUGGCUCGUGACUCUACCACGGGAAAAGCAGCCGCAAUUAACCAAGUCUCGCCUGAAACGAAGCAAGAAAAAUUGCUCCGGGAAGAAGCAGAGCAGAGGAACCAAUUAAGGAAACAAAAGAAAGCAGAACAGAAACAUGGAGAGAGGGAAGGAGACACUACCAGGCUUAAUGCACUAUUGGCUGAAGGGCGUAUCUUUGAUGACAUGCCGGCAUUGGCUGACAGAGAUAGCAUCCUGAUGAAGAAUACUUGUCUCCAAAACUCUUUUAUCUGCCAGCCACAGCAAAGAAACAUCCACGGUCGUAUAUUUGGAGGGUUUCUGAUGAGAAGAGCAUUUGAACUUGCCUUUUCAACGGCUUAUGCCUUUGCUGGUGCAGCACCUCAUUUCUUAGAAGUUGAUCAUGUUGAUUUUUUUAAGCCUGUAGAUGUUGGAAAUUUUCUUCGUCUCAAAUCUUGUGUUCUGUACACAGAACUUGACAACCCAGCUAAACCACUGGUGAAUGUGGAAGUCAUUGCACACGUGACAAAGCCUGAGCACCGGUCCAGUGAGGUAUCCAACAGAUUCUACUUCACAUUUGGUGUUGAUCCUGAAGCCAUUAAAAAUGGAUUGAAAAUUCGAAAUGUUGUUCCUGCGACAGAAGAGGAAGCACUAAAGGUUCUUGAGCGCAUGGAUGCGGAGAGCUCUUAAGUUUAGUCUAUCAUAAUCUACAAUGAUAAUAAAACUGUCUAGAAAUUAGCAGAAACACAAUUUUUUUAAACUAAUUUUACCAUGUUUAUUAAUUAAUCAUUUUCUACACGGGCUGCACCUCUAGAGGUAAUAUUCAAGUGGUCUAAAAGUGUAUAGGAAUUAGGAUAAACAACUCUGAAUAGAAUAUAUUUGUAGAACUUUCUUGACUAUGUCUCAAGUGUCAUAGUUGUAGAUUGAAUUAGAGGGAGAAUAUCAGUGGCAUGCUAUAUUCUACCUGGAAUUUGAAUAAAACUUUUCCAUUCA
This is a messenger RNA of Lotus japonicus, 1895 nucleotides long. RefSeq names its product acyl-coenzyme A thioesterase 2, chloroplastic-like. NCBI's taxonomy places the organism in Eukaryota, Viridiplantae, Streptophyta, Magnoliopsida, Fabales, Fabaceae. The record is from RefSeq and is a predicted model, not a curated record. The coding region runs from base 186 to 1592 and encodes 468 amino acids. Gene Ontology annotation, biological process: acyl-CoA metabolic process. Gene Ontology annotation, molecular function: fatty acyl-CoA hydrolase activity. The transcript has 5 exons.